Caenorhabditis angaria is the source of this 1721-nucleotide messenger RNA. Lineage: Eukaryota; Metazoa; Nematoda; Chromadorea; Rhabditida; Rhabditidae. The record is from the annotation of a GenBank genome assembly.
AUGUUCAAAAGAAUUAAAAGAAACAAAGCUGGAAAUGAAGAGAUUGUAGAACCCACAAAUUAUGAUGAACUUGUAAGUAAAAAAUAUUCAUGUUUUAUCAAACAACUUCUAUAUUUCAGUCACCAGUUUUCCGUUUAGUAUCUUUGUAUGAAAUAGCUCUUCACGAUGAAUGGAAAUAUGUUAAAUUAUAUUGUCCAACUCCAAGAAAACCAUUGAGAAAUGGGGUUUAUUUAGGAGUUGGAAUUGAAGCCAUUCGAGCCAUAAUGUAAGUUUAUAGAAAAAAAUGUUAUCAUAACAUUUAUAAUUUGUCCGAAUUGUAGAGCAGUGAUCAUUUUGAUCGUGUUAAUUGUUCAUCGUUUGAAAUGGAUGCCAAAUAUUGGUGGAGACAAUGCUGAAGCAUUUUCAAUAAUUUCAAAAUUAUUGUAUUAUUGGUCUGCAUUUACAUUGGUUGUUUUUUUCAUAAUUAUAAUUCAAUUAGCAAGUUAUUAUACACAAACAUCAUCUAUUAUAAUAUUAUCAACAUGUCUUAAUUUUGUUGUUUCUCUUAUUGUCAUAUCACUCUUGUUUUUAAUUGGUGAGUUUAAAAUUAUAGAAUUUUGUAGAAAAAUGGAAAUUCUCGCGCGCCUACAGUAACCUCACCACACAAAUAAAUAGUGUGCUGACUUUUUAAAUUUAAAAAUAACUUCUGAUUGUGAGUAAAGUUUUGGAACUUUUAAAUAAAUUUCGAUUAUUUGGAACUGAAGUUAUAAUCUCAUUGUUCCUGAAAUUCCAAUUCUAACUAGUUUUUUCCCUUAGGAAAAAUUAAAAUUGAAGAAUUCCAGCUGAAAUGUUUUCAGCAUUAUAUUUAAACAACGAUGAAAAUAUAAUAAAAGAUGCGAUGCUACAAAAUGUGCUGAGAAGGGGAAAUUUGGAAUCGAUGCAAAGAACAAUGGAAUGUUGUGGAUUCGAAAACUAUGACGAUUAUCGCGAACCAUUUUUGUUGAAAUAUUCUGAUCCAUUAACUUUCAAAAAAGUUGAACAACCAAAUUUUCUUCAAUGGACAGUGAAAAAUUCCGAUUUUAUUUUGACUGUUCCAGAUUCUUGUUGUAUUGUUCCACGUACACAACAAAACGUUUAUUUGUGAGUUUUGAAUAAAAUAUAUGAUUGAUAAUCUUCUGAUUUCACGAUAUUUUUCAUUUCAGCAGCUGUGCACGUCAAAAUGUAUCUGAUGUUCGGGAGCUUAGACAAUAUUACAAUGACAAAGAUUAUCUAAAACUAUUUCGUCUUCUGAAUAAUCCAAAGUUUGAAUUCCAGAGUUUUCAAAUUUCAACUUUGUUCAUUUCAGAGGUUUGCCAAUUCAUGAGAGAGGAUGUGUUCAAUUAUUUGUUGAAGCAUUCGAUAAAUAUUCAACAUUUCUCAUAGUUCUUCUUAUAAUAUUCGCUAUUUUAAAUGCAAUUUCAGUUGGAUGGAUUAUUUGCUUUUUAUUAUACAAUGAUGGAAUUGGACAAAUUUUGAACAAAACAACGUUAUUUGAUGUUUCUCGAAAUACUGGAGUUCACUUUUUGAUGAGUUUGGAUGGGUAAGAUUUAACAUUCAAAAGUUUUCAAUUAAAUAUCGCUUUUUUCAGUGGUGACAGACCAUUCCAUGAUGAGUUUAGUCUUAUCGAAUAUUUACGAGAAACUGAUAUCGAUAAAAUAGUUAUUGAAGCUCCACAACCGGAAAGAAAAAGAAAUGAUCUCUAA